AUGAUAGUAAUACAAAAAGCAAAGCAAGGUAUUCUGGAGCGCUUAGAUGGUGGAGAAAUUGUGAUUGGAGAUGGAGGAUUUGUCUUUGCUCUUGAAAAGAGAGGAUAUGUAAAAGCUGGGCCUUGGACUCCUGAAGCAACAGUAGAACACCCAGAAGCAGUCCGUCAGCUUCAUCGGGAGUUCCUCAGAGCUGGAUCCAAUGUUCUGCAAACAUUCACCUUCUACGCCAGUGAGGACAAACUGGAGAACAGAGGCAAUUAUGUAGCUGAGAAAAUAAGUUGCCAGAAAGUGAAUGAAGCUGCUUGUGACAUUGCAAGAGAAGUGGCUAAUGAAGGCGAUGCUUUAGUGGCUGGAGGAGUCAGCCAAACACCAUCAUAUUUAAGCUGCAAGGAUAAAGCAGAGGUGAAAGCAGCCUUCCGAAAGCAACUAGAAGUCUUUAUGAAGAAGAAUGUGGACUUCCUUAUUGCAGAGUAUUUUGAGCAUUUUGAAGAGGCUGUCUGGGCAGUUGAAGUUCUAAAAGAAUCUGGAAAACCAGUUGCAGCUACAAUGUGCAUUGGUCCGGAAGGAGACAUGCAUGGUGUGCCCCCUGGACAAUGUGCUGUCCAGCUGGUAAAGGCUGGUGCUUCUAUUGUUGGAGUCAACUGCCACUUUGAUCCAGAUACUUCCCUGGAAACAGUGAGACUGAUGAAAGAGGGCUUGCAGGCUGCUAAGCUGAAAGCUCACCUGAUGUCCCAACCACUUGCUUUCCAUACACCUGAUUGUGGAAAGCAGGGUUUUAUUGAUCUCCCAGAAUUUCCCUUUGGUCUGGAGCCAAGAAUUGUAACCAGAUGGGAUAUUCAAAAAUAUGCAAGAAAGGCCUAUGACUUAGGAGUUCGUUACAUUGGAGGUUGCUGUGGAUUUGAGCCAUAUCAUGUCCGAGCAAUUGCUGAGGAACUGGGUCCUGAAAGAGGAUUUUUGCCAGAAGCUUCUGAGAAACAUGGUAGCUGGGGCAAUGGCCUGAGCAUGCAUACCAAACCCUGGGUCAGAGCAAGGGCAAGAAAAGAAUACUGGGAGAAUCUGAAGCCUGCUUCAGGCAGGCCAUAUUGUCCUUCAAUGUCAAAGCCAGAUGGCUGGGGAGUGACCAAAGGAGCUAAGGAGCUGAUGCAACAGAAAGAAGCAACAAGUGAACAACAGCUGAAGGAGCUCUUCCAGAAACAGAAGGUCUAAUCCACUGCAGUUCUGUAAAUGUUAUAAUAAUGUAUCUACAGACCAUGCUUCACAAGAAAAUCUGUGAAGAUGCAUAUCCUGUUGAUUUAUCAGUUAAGAUGUAGUGGAAAAGACAAAAUGCAGAAAGAAUGUGAUUACAGAUUAAAUGUAAAAAUCUUUCUCUGGACAAA
Messenger RNA from Chaetura pelagica (chimney swift), 1376 nucleotides. Its product is annotated as betaine--homocysteine S-methyltransferase 1. NCBI's taxonomy places the organism in Eukaryota, Metazoa, Chordata, Aves, Apodiformes, Apodidae. The transcript has 9 exons. The record is from RefSeq and is a predicted model, not a curated record. Gene Ontology annotation, molecular function: zinc ion binding; betaine-homocysteine S-methyltransferase activity. Bases 1 to 1206 code for a protein of 401 amino acids.